GUUCACAAGCAAUUGAAGGAGGAGCAUUCAUUCGGUCAUCAAUUAAGUUGUACACACGAGGGAGGGAGGCAGAGAGGGGGAUGGCACGUCAAUCACAUACACAUACACACAUACGCGCACACAGCACAGCACAGCACACUCGCUGACGAAUUGCUGACGUCCAUCCGUCGUUUAAAACACUACAACCACACACACACACACCUUUGAGCGAGCAAGCUACCCGCAGCCAGCCGACGGUGCAAAAGCAAGAAGCAAAAGGGGAGAGGGCGAGAGAAACACAGCCUAUCAAGACACCUGUCUGCAACGACCAUUACCCAACACACAAACACACCACACAUGCCGCCAUCCAUAUGCCGAUGGUGUCACUUUGUCACAGGUCGAUAAGAGAGGAUGCGGGCUUGUCGGCUGCUCCCGCCGGCUGCUGGCUGCUGGGCUCGUCAAACGACAGCAAAUCCGCACUCAGUGGGGGUGGUGGGCCACCCUUCCCCUUGCCGCCCCCUCCGGCGGUCCGCUUCUUCUUAAUCUUUCUCCGCGCCCCGUCUGUGUGGUGCCUUUGCUCAGCCCGCCUCUCCGUCUCGUAGUCAUCACGCUCGUCACUGUCGUAGUCGCUCUCCUCCGACGCGCUGCUGUACCUCGCAUAGGUGGGCGGGAACGGCGCGGCUGACGAAGGCCGCCGAUCGUCGCCUUCGUCCCUCCCUCUCUCCCUCUCCCUCUCUCUGUCGUUGAGCCGCCCGUUGGCCCUCUCCCUCUCUCUGUCUCUGUCCCUCUCUCUGUCCAUAUCUCGUUUGGUCUGCGGUUCCUUCCUGGGUGGCGGAGGGCUCUUGCCCGAGAGGCUGAGGACAUCGUACCCCCCGGACGCCUCGUCAGAGUCGCUGUCCUGGCGGUACCUGUCGCUGUUGGUGGUCUUGCUCCGCUGCUGCCGUGUGUAGGGUUUGGGCGAUGGCGUGGGUUUGGUGGGGGAGAGGUGCUUGUUGGCCGUGUGGUUGGUGGCAUUGGCGAUGUCGCCUUCGUCGAGGUCGAGGAGGUCCUGCAUGCGCCGCGCGUGGCCGGGGGUGCUGCUGGGGCGGUGGCCGAUCGAUGAUGCCGCGGGGGAGGUCCCCACUGACACACACGGGACACCACACCAUUUGUGAGUGUGUGUGUGUGUGGCGGAUGUGUGUGGCCGCUGGAUUACGUGGGUUUCGCGCUCGGAUUUUGGCCACGCGCUUCUCCAGAGCCGCCAGCGUCUCGGGGGGCGGCUGAAGGAACCAACCAACGAAGAAGGAAAAAGAUCAUGUGCUGCAUUGCAUGCCCGCUGUCACGUGUGCUUGAGGGUCUCACCGCGUCGAGCACGGGAAUGGACUCUGAAGGAACCUUUGGCAGUGUCUUCAUGAAGCUGCAGAAGAUCAUGAGCCGGUCGGUCGUGUCGCACAGCAGCUUGUAACGCUCCAGCGCCUCCUGACGGAAAAACCACACCAUUGAUUGACAGACAGAUAAGGACAGAGGCAUGGUGUUUGUGUGUAUAGUGUGUGGCCGACCUCACCUCCACAAACUCGUCCUCAAGGCUGUCCAGGCGGUCUGCACGCAUAGACACACAGAGGGAGUGAUGGAGGGAGGGAUGGCACGUCCGCGCUGUCCCGAGUUAUCAUCCUCCGUGACGCACCUAGAAUCUCGAGCACGCCAUAAUUCAGCAACGUGUAGACCUCCAUGCACUCCUGUCGGACACGGAUAUCAAUGUCAUGCGUGCAGCUCAGACAGACGGUGUCUUGAUCAUUCAUUUGCCUCAAGGCACCCACAUACCCACCCACCUUGAAGAUGUAUCGGACACAGCACGACGUCAGGUCGCAGAACCCCGUUGGCACCAAAAACUGAGCGACACAGGAGAGAGAGGGGGGCCGUGACAUGCCAUCCAUCUCUCUCUCUCUCCCUCUCUCUGUCUCUGUGUGUGUGUGUAAACCUUUUUGUCUCUGUCCAUGAAGACGGAGAUGCAUUUGUCGAGGACUGACUGGAUGAAGACGACGUCCCGCACCAACUCGUCGCUGUCGAGGUCCUUGAACAUGCCAUCAGACACCUUCGUACCCUGAUGGAUGGAUAAAUGGAUGGACAGAUAGCCGGAUACACACCACACCACACCACACCACAGCACAGCACAGCACAGCACACCACGGCAGCAACGAUGAUCGAUGUCUUCCUCGCCACAAUAUGAUGGGUGCGUGUGGGGCUCACUCACUUUGCAGAGUUUGGAAGUUCGUUUGAGAAUGGCGUUUGUGAAGACCUCCAGGAAGCUCGAGUAACGCCGGAUGAGAUGGGCAUGGGUGUCAGCUGACACACACACACACACACAUACAUCCAGUGAGCGGACGUGUCCAUCUGUGUGUGUGUGUGUUUGCUGCUCUUGUGUCUUUCCUCACCCUGUGGCCCCCACGCAGCCUCUUGAAACGACUGACAGGCCUUGAACACAUCAAACUGAUCAACACAGCAAAAAAGAGAGCAAUGCUUGGGGCUGUGGGGUGGGUGGUGGUGUCUGUCUGUCCCCUGCGUGUCCUGUACGUCAGCGAGGAAGCUCUGCAGCCACUGUGGCGUUGUCUGGGGGCAGACGACGAUGUAAUGCAGCGCUAUCAACACCUUCAAUAUCACCUGAUGACCAAUGACAGUGAGGGACGGGGCGGAUGGCCACACACAACAGGGACAGCACACAUCGAUCACCCACACGAUAUGAGCCAGCCACCCCUGGUGCUCUUCUUCUCUUUCACCUUCCAUGUCCAAUUCUCCUGAAUGCGGUGUAGCAGCGCAUCUGUGACAAACACGCACACACGCACACACACACUGAUUGCACGUACACGAGUCAACACUCCCUCCCCUGUGGAAUCAUUUCUCACCGACGGCCUCGGCGGAGGUGGUGUCACGAUUGCCGCCCAGCAGCGUCUGCACCACAACUGACACCACCACACAACAGGCAGACCACAGACCACAGACCUCAGAUCAGCGAACACAGCCCGGGCCGGGCUGGUCUGGCUGCUCGUAUUGUGCGCGGUUGUACUUGUGAGGUUUUUCUCUUUGACUUCGCUUUCGUCGUCGAAUGUGGCCUUAAGGAGGGCCUUCUGGAAGGGCGAGGCGAAGAUGGUGGCGAAUUUCCUGUUGAGGUGAUCAACCGCACCUCGUACGCCGGCUGACAUAUUGAUCAGCAGCAAGACGGCCCUGGAGGUGGCCGACCCCGCACCAGCCUCGAACCUCUCCUUUUC
Molecule: messenger RNA, 3221 nt
Organism: Vitrella brassicaformis
Lineage: Eukaryota; Vitrellaceae
Source: the annotation of a GenBank genome assembly